AUGGCAAUUCAGGUCGCAGUCUAUUUAUGCCGUCCAAUCCCAACCGGGCUGGUCUCGCCCGACCCAUCGUCCAAAGACUCGGGCUACUGGUCACCGCUCUGCUGCACGCUGAUAUACACCCCCACCACCGCCGUUCUGGUGGACUGUCCUCCGAGCGUGGAUGCGACAAAUGAGCUGGCAUCGUGGGUUCGGUCUAUACUGCCACCUGGUUGUGUCCUGAAGCACUUCGUCGCAUCGCAUGCCCACGGAGAUCACUUUUUUGGGUUCCCUGUCCUGAAGACUACCUUCCCAAGCGUCACGGCCACCGGAACCAAGAGCGUUGUCGAGGGUAUUGCGCAGCAAUACUCUGCCCAAACCUACAAGGAGAUGUGGGAGGGGACUUUCCCUCCCAGCAAAACAGCAGGCACUGGCAUGCCCGAGGCGAAGGCCGAGUUCGUGUCCCUGCCACCGUCUAACAAAAUUGACCUGGACGGCCACCUCGUCAAGGCCUACGACGUGCCGCACGGAGAUACGCAUGCCAACUCCUACCUCCACGUGCCCGACCUAGGGCUCGUUGUCGCGAGUGACAUUGUAUAUAACGGCGACUGUCACCAGUGGCUCGGCGAGGCGGACACGCAAGAAAAACGGGAUGGAUGGAUGGAGGCCGUGGCGCAGAUUGAGGCGCUGAAGCCGCGGAUGGUCGUCCCCGGGCAUACGUUCGAGCCCAUGUCGGAGCCAGAUGAGGUGGUUGUGAUGUCGAUGCUCAAAGGCACGAAGGACUACAUCAAGGGUUUCGAGGAGGAACUGAAGAAGGCAGGAAGCGAGGACGAGUUGUUUAAUGCAAUGAGGAACCGCUUCUCGAGAUGGAACCUGUGGAUCCUGAGCGCGGGAUGUCGCGUUGGGAUCCUAUCCAAGCAGUCUACAAGUGCCGCAGGGCGCGAGUAG
Messenger RNA from Colletotrichum graminicola M1.001, 924 nucleotides. RefSeq names its product metallo-beta-lactamase superfamily protein. The transcript has a single exon. NCBI's taxonomy places the organism in Eukaryota, Fungi, Ascomycota, Sordariomycetes, Glomerellales, Glomerellaceae. The record is from RefSeq and is a predicted model, not a curated record. The coding region runs from base 1 to 924 and encodes 307 amino acids.